This is a messenger RNA of Sturnus vulgaris (Common starling), 943 nucleotides long. It is a transcript of the gene FOXL2, whose product is annotated as forkhead box L2. NCBI's taxonomy places the organism in Eukaryota, Metazoa, Chordata, Aves, Passeriformes, Sturnidae. Gene Ontology annotation, molecular function: RNA polymerase II cis-regulatory region sequence-specific DNA binding; DNA-binding transcription factor activity, RNA polymerase II-specific. Gene Ontology annotation, biological process: anatomical structure morphogenesis; regulation of transcription by RNA polymerase II; cell differentiation. The record is from RefSeq and is a predicted model, not a curated record.
AUGAUGAGCAGCUACCCGGACGGCGAGGAGGACACGGUGGCGCUGCUGGCUCAUGACACCAGCGGCGGCAAGGAGCCGGAUCGGGGCAAGGAGGAGCUGAGCGCGGACAAGGGCCCCGAGAAGCCGGACCCCUCGCAGAAGCCCCCCUAUUCCUAUGUGGCCCUGAUCGCCAUGGCCAUUCGGGAGAGCGCGGAGAAGAGGCUUACGCUGUCCGGGAUCUACCAGUACAUCAUCAGCAAGUUCCCUUUCUACGAGAAGAACAAGAAAGGCUGGCAGAACAGCAUCCGCCACAACCUCAGCCUCAACGAGUGCUUCAUCAAGGUACCCCGGGAGGGUGGCGGCGAGCGCAAGGGCAACUACUGGACCCUGGACCCCGCCUGCGAGGACAUGUUCGAGAAGGGCAACUACCGCAGGAGACGAAGGAUGAAACGGCCUUUCCGGCCACCUCCGACCCACUUCCAGCCUGGCAAGACCCUCUUCAGCCCCGACAGCUACGGCUACCUGUCCCCGCCCAAGUACUUGCAGUCCACCUUCAUGAACAACUCGUGGCCGCUGGCGCAGCCCCCCGCGCCCAUGCCCUACACGUCCUGCCAGAUGUCUGGUGGGAACGUCAGCCCCGUCAAUGUGAAAGGACUCUCGGGCCCGGCGUCCUACAGCCCCUACUCGCGGGUGCAGAGCAUGGCGCUGCCCAGCAUGGUGAACUCCUACAACGGCAUGGGGCACCACCACCACCACCACCCGCACGCCCACCACCCCCAGCAGCUCAGCCCGGCCAGCCCCGCUCCGCCCGCGGCCCCGGCGGCAAACGGAGCCGGCCUCCAGUUUGCCUGCGCCCGCCAGCCCGCCGAGCUGUCCAUGAUGCACUGUUCUUACUGGGAGCACGACAGCAAACACAGCGCCCUGCACUCCCGCAUAGACAUCUAGGGAGACUCCGGCCAGCCGC